AGCAGCGCUACCUACACUGCGCUAGAAAGAAAGAAAGCACAAUCGUGCCUUACUUCACGCCGGUCCCUGCUGCCCUUGCUCAGAGGACGUGAGGACAGUUUUCCAAACUUUUCGUGAGAAACGAAAGGAAGCCAGAGUCCAGUUUGCAGCCAUGUCGAGGGCCGUGGCCAACCUGACGGCGUCCAUGAUCAAGAACGGCAAGCCCAAGUUCGAGACCUUCAUGAAGUACGCCCGCGUCGAGAUGGUGCCGCCGUCGCCGCGCGAAUUUCCCGAGGUGUUCCGGGGCUUCAGUCAGCUCGUCAGUACGGCAAAGUCCGGCGCGUGGAAGAACUUCACUGUCAAGGAGGCUACGGUCAACACGCUGGUCGGAAUGGAAGUCAUCUUCUGGUUCUACGUUGGCGAGUGCAUCGGCAAGCGAAGCAUAAUCGGAUACCAGGUUUAGGGACCCGCUCGCAGCUUCAUCGCUCCUCCGUUGGACAUUAUGCUAGGUGUUCCAUUCGUUGCGAAUUUGGAAUAAAUGUGCCAGUGAACUAGGC
This is a messenger RNA of Rhipicephalus sanguineus (brown dog tick), 536 nucleotides long. RefSeq names its product ATP synthase subunit g, mitochondrial (gene ATPsynG). Bases 152 to 442 code for a protein of 96 amino acids. Gene Ontology annotation, molecular function: proton transmembrane transporter activity. Lineage: Eukaryota; Metazoa; Arthropoda; Arachnida; Ixodida; Ixodidae. The record is from RefSeq and is a predicted model, not a curated record. Gene Ontology annotation, biological process: proton motive force-driven ATP synthesis. The transcript has 2 exons.